UGACAGUAGGAAAAACACUUCAGGUCCCAGUGUUACCAGAGAAUUCCUGGAUUACGUGCCGUCACGGUGCCUGGCUCGGAUGGCGGCUAGUUCGUGGAAAAUGCUGACGAAUGUACAACACCGGCCAAGGACAGCGCUAUAAAAAGCACUCACUGCAUGUUCUUUCUCAAUAGCGUGCUGUGGAGGAAGCACUUCGUUAACUAAUAGUUUUGUGUUCUAAGAAAAAUGUUCGGUGUUUUGUUACUGUGUUUAACUGCGCUGCUCUCGUUUCCAGCGGCCAACGGAGACGACGUAAAGUUCACCAUUCCUGCAGGUCAGCCGGCCGGCAUCCCGCAGUUCAUUCGCAUCGAAGAACCCUUUCCUGACGGAAAAAGCAACGCUGAUAAACAGUACGACUCUAUAGGCCUGGCCAACCCGGACAUAAUGGACCUAUUCAAAGUUAAUGAUCUGCCACAUGACAGACUCAAGCCGGGGGAGAAGAGGUGUCCCGUGGACGGCGAUCCUCACUGCCGUAACUGCGUGGCAGGAUACGCGGACAGUGACUUUGUGCAGUCGCAAUGCUGUUUCGCCCAUCACUGGGCCUGGAUGAAUAAACGUACCAUCCGCGACGUCCUGCCGUACCGCUUCCAUCUAUCACCUGUGAACCAAACGGAACUCCCCAAGGAUCGCUACCAUACCUGUGGCGCGAUAUGGCAAGUUGAUCCGUGCACGAUGGAACCAGUGGCGACUAUCCCUGAUGGACCCUACAUCCCGUGCCGCCAGCGCAACGCUUGUCCGCAAGUUAGACAAGAUGGAACCAUAUGGUGACGCCCGUAGAUUGUCACCCGAUAGCCGCGUUACCAGAUAAGAAGAUUGGCAUCGAAACUGUCAUGGCCUGAUUCUUGUAAUAAUUCUCAAUUCGCCAUUGGCCUUUCUACGUCUUUCUUUCUAAUCGUUUUCGUUGCCAUGCAAUGCACUCUAUUGU
Messenger RNA from Paramacrobiotus metropolitanus, 964 nucleotides. RefSeq lists its product as uncharacterized. Lineage: Eukaryota; Metazoa; Tardigrada; Eutardigrada; Parachela; Macrobiotidae. The coding region runs from base 226 to 807 and encodes 193 amino acids. The transcript has 2 exons. The record is from RefSeq and is a predicted model, not a curated record.